UAUGCACCCGAGUUCAACAGGGUGUGGCAGUCCACUUCAGAAGCUCGCUUUACACAGAUUGUAAAGUUUACGCAAUAAGUUCUCGUAUAAAAAUAUUUUGAAAUUUUAUCAAAGUUCCUGAAAUGGCCGCGGCUAGACCAACUGCCCCACCCCCCAAUUUACUGGACGCCCUCGAGUGCACUAUUUGCCUUGACACACCCGUAUCCCCCAUCCACGAGUGUGACAAUGGCCACAUAGUUUGUGGAGUUUGUGCCGAGAGGAUGACAGAAUGUGGGAUGUGUAAAACGAAAUUGCAAAUAUCUAAAUUGGCGGAACGACUUUCACAACUUGACUUUAAGACCGCAUGUCCUAACGCCACGUCCGGAUGUGUGACCAAAGUUUCGGCGGCUGAAGUAAGGACUCACCUGGCGAAAUGCGGCUACAGGUACGUCAUAUGUGAGGAACAAGGGUGGCCACCAUGCGACAAAGUGCAAAUCCCAGUCGGAGAUUUCUUCAAUCACUUGCAAACCAUUCAUCAAAUUCAGUUGGAUGAAAUAAUUACUGGAAAAUGUUCCCAGUUUUCGGUGCAGACCAGUUUCGAGGCUUGGCGAGAGAGCAGAUACUAAAAUUGGUCAGGAAAAACGGUCAGAUAUUCUUAAUUCAUAGCCACAUUGACACACACCUCGCAACCUUCUUGAUGACUGUGCUUGGCGAUGAACCAGACGCUAAAAAGCAUUGGUUUCAAAUCAAGCUGGGCAACGAAACCAAAAAGCGAAAAAAAGGAAAAAGUUGCAGAAUGUGUAUCAACAAGUGCCAAGGUCCAUCCGAUUGUUUACGCAAAACCAUAUAAAGUUGAUGACUCACCAGCAAGCUCAAAUUCACUACUUGUGGAAGAUCGCGUUUGCUUCCGUCCAAGUGAUUCCAAGGAACAUCAAUAUACUGCUCAGCUGACAAUUAAACACGCGUCAACAAAUGGAGAAACCUUUAUUAUUUGCAUUUGGACCAGUGCUCCAAAGCGGUAUCGAGCAAGCCACAAAAUCUUUAUAGUGCAUACAAAUGAAACAACACAUGUUACUAUUGUGAUACCCCGUGGAGUCCCAGCUGACAGUAUGACGGGGGACACGUUUUCCAUAUGUUCCAUGGUAAUACCACAAAAUCUGUUGUACCACACAGAAGAAAUCUUGAGCAAGGAACGUAGCACCGUCACAAAAUUUUACGAUUUUGAAAGCCGAGACGAACGGACAAAAGCAUGGGAGUUCGAAAUCAUGGAAUUAAAGCAACCCCUAAUUCUAGUGUUACUCCUGACUUCCUCUUUUCUCAUUUUAUCCCUCUCUUUCUGGAUUUUCGACCUGAAUAACAACAUUCCAAUCGUGCUUCGAUGCGAUAUGAACGAUUUGGUGGAAAAAGAAACCGAGAAAAGUAACCAGACCGGGGAGAAUUUUGACUAUCCCGAAUUUUUUCGUGUAGACGGACGAAUCACGAAAUUCUUUAACCAGACCGGAAAUAAUGCGAAUUUUUCAAAUUUCAACGAACUCAUCCCGUAUCUCGUGUACAACGCGACAUUCUACAACGUUACCCCCACCAUUGCUAUAUUGUUUUACUACGAGUGUAUAAAUAACACGAAGGAAAAAAUUAUCUUCACAACAGAAAUGGAUGAAUUAUACCCGGAAUUUUACGCUACAAGAAGAAACAUCGUAGAAUCGAAAGGGGGCGAUGAAGUUAAAUAUUUUCGGGACGAGGAGAAACGAGACAUCUUCUAUUUUCGACUCCUCCUGCUCAAUUCCAGUGCUCAACUCGUAUUUGGGACACUUAUCGCAAUUACGUACCUCCUUCUGUGGGAGCGCCACUCCCUCCACGGCCACCUCCAGUUGUGCUACGUCCUUUCCGAAGCUGUCUACAGAACUGGGAAGCUUAUCUAUCUCGCCAUUUUUUUGAACGGAAUAAGAAGCACUCAGUUCUCUUACAACCGCAAGUAUUUGCAAAAUUGUGCAAAAUUUGAUACCUUUUCUGCGUACAAUUACAACGCAAAACUCCUCUGGCUAACCCUUUUGGUAUACGACUUGUGGAAAACGUUUGGCAAUGGGAUUGUUCUCCCGGGAAGUAGAAAAUCAAAAUUUGUCAAACAUUUUGCUUUCGCCAUUCUGUCGCCAGCAGUGUACACCUGUGCCGGAUUGAUAUUACAAACUACGGUAUGGGGUUACGAUUGCAGUAUGCUUCUCUAUCGACGGAACAAAAUGUCUAAAAUGAUGCAAAAGGAGGGCGAAUUUGCCCAAAGAAACGUAACCAGUAGGACAGACAGUAGCAGCAGUGUCAAUCUUAUAAGGCUAGGCGAGCCCGCAGUCUUUGUACCCACCACUCGAUCGAAGUACGCACGCGUUCCCGGGAAGAUUGACCCCAUAUCCUGACGACAGACUUUUUUAUGGAUUCCAAACUUGUGUGAAGUUUAGCACAUACAUCCAGCUAAAGUUUGAAAAAUGUAUCAUAGUUCAGCAGGAUUAGGUUCGACAACAGUGAAUUUUUUUCUUGAUCCGAAAUGGAGUCAGGAAUUGAGGAUUUUAACCACCGAAUUGCUAUCUUGGCCAUAUGAACAGGACCUGAGCCCGUGUUGAAUGUUACGUCACUAUUUUUGAAUAGGUAAUAGUUCAAUGGUUCCACAAUUCGCUCGAGAUUUCACCCCCUUGCAAGGGGGUGAAAAUUUGUGUCAAAAAUUAUUUAUAAUUAAAAAAUUAUUAAUUAUUACAAAAUUAUUUAUAACUAAAAAAAUCAUAAAAACAGGAUGAUGGGCCCCAUCAAAAUUUUUGAAAUUUUUAAGAAUAGCCUAGACUGGUGGGUUACAAAUGUGGUAUUCUUGCUAUUUUAUUUAGCCUCACCCAUAAAAGUGGGCUCAUUUUUUUUAAAUAUCGGUUUCCAUUUUUCAAGCGCGUACCGCGUGAUCAGCACCCGGGUUCUGAUGGGUCUGUUUUCACUUCGCGUGUAGCUCUCCAUUUAGGUUUGAGGAGAACAAGUAGUUCUCCUCAAAUCUUAAAGAUAUAAGUCUAAGGUUUACAUUAAGGGCCCGGGACUUACUUUUACUUAAUCCGUUCAUUUGUGAGGGAAAUUUUCUUAGGGGUCGGCAUGGAUUCGGGCGAAUCCAGUUUUUUCGCACCUUCGUCAAUUCUGGUGACCUUUUUAGCCGUUCACUUCUACUUCAUUUUCCGUAGUCGACACUGCCAGUGUCACUGCAUCAUUUUAUGAGCGCAACGUGCGAUUAGGUAGAACUCCGAACAAACGAAGCAGUACUAGCAAAAGACUUCGCCUUUACAUCGAGCUUCUCCUUGUACUGUUCGGAUUCCAGUUUUUCCUCCCUCUGAUCUACGAGGUGUUGAUUUUAUUUAAGACCUGGACAAAAUUUACGUUUCCAUUAUUCUCGACCAUGUCCCCAUCUGCCACAGCUUUUUCUUAUUUUUGGUCCUAAUUCGGUACGGACAGACGAAAGUUGGGCUGAAACAAGUUGUCGUCCUCGAAGAGGGAAAACUGUUAAAAAACGCGGAUUUACUAUUUGAGAGUGUGUCAAGUGGGAAAGUCGCGUUGGUUUUAAUCCAGCACGUAAAGUGCGGAUGGUACCUGGUCAAAAUUCGAAUUGUUCUCGCUUUUCUGAAAUUAACAAUUUUUUGUAGAAAAAUAACUUGUAAGGAGAAGGCUUGUUGAUUAUUUUCAAGUGUUUCUUCUAUAAUUACAUAAGAUUCGGAGUGGAUAAAAUGUACGAUGCGGUCAGAAA
Folsomia candida is the source of this 3736-nucleotide messenger RNA. RefSeq lists its product as uncharacterized. The transcript has 17 exons. Lineage: Eukaryota; Metazoa; Arthropoda; Collembola; Entomobryomorpha; Isotomidae. The record is from RefSeq and is a predicted model, not a curated record. The coding region runs from base 693 to 2384 and encodes 563 amino acids.